Rhinopithecus roxellana (golden snub-nosed monkey) is the source of this 4025-nucleotide messenger RNA. It is a transcript of the gene GANAB, whose product is annotated as glucosidase II alpha subunit. Gene Ontology annotation, molecular function: glucan 1,3-alpha-glucosidase activity; carbohydrate binding. Gene Ontology annotation, cellular component: glucosidase II complex. Gene Ontology annotation, biological process: carbohydrate metabolic process; N-glycan processing. The record is from RefSeq and is a predicted model, not a curated record. The coding region runs from base 122 to 3022 and encodes 966 amino acids. NCBI's taxonomy places the organism in Eukaryota, Metazoa, Chordata, Mammalia, Primates, Cercopithecidae. The transcript is spliced from 25 exons.
UUGCCCGGCGGCGCUCAGGCUGAACCAAUCAGAAGGCCGGAAGGGGCGGGAACUAGGAUACGUGGCUGAGUGCUCGUGGUGGGGCGGGAGGUUCGGGGUCAAGGAGCAAACCCGGCACAAGAUGGCGGCGGUAGCGGUAGUGGCGGCGCGUAGGAGGCGGUCUUGGGCAUCUUUGGUACUGGUGUUUUUAGGGGUCUGCCUGGGGAUUACCCUCGCUGUGGAUAGAAGCAACUUUAAGACCUGUGAAGAGAGUUCUUUCUGCAAGCGACAGAGAAGCAUACGACCAGGCCUCUCUCCAUACCGAGCCUUGCUGGACUCUCUACAGCUUGGUCCUGAUUCUCUCACGGUCCAUCUCAUCCAUGAGGUCACCAAGGUGUUGCUGGUGCUAGAGCUUCAGGGGCUUCAGAAGAACAUGACUCGGAUCAGGAUUGAUGAGCUGGAGCCUCGGCGACCCCGAUACCGUGUGCCAGAUGUUUUGGUGGCUGAUCCGCCAACAGCUCGGCUUUCUGUCUCUGGUCGUGAUGACAACAGUGUGGAGUUAACCAUGGCUGAGGGACCCUACAAGAUCAUCUUGACAGCCCGGCCAUUCCGCCUUGACCUACUAGAGGACCGAAGCCUUCUGCUUAGUGUCAAUGCCCGAGGACUCUUGGAGUUUGAGCACCAGAGGGCCCCUAGGGUCUCUUUCUCGGAUAAAAUUAGUCUCACGCUCGGUAGCAUGUGGGAUAAGAUCAAGAACCUUUUCUCUAGGCAAGGAUCAAAAGACCCAGCUGAGGGCGAUGGGGCCCAGCCUGAGGAAACACCCAGGGAUGGUGACAAGCCAGAGGAGACUCAGGGGAAGGCGGAGAAAGAUGAGCCAGGAGCCUGGGAGGAGACAUUCAAAACUCACUCUGACAGCAAGCCAUAUGGCCCCAUGUCUGUGGGUUUGGACUUCUCUCUGCCAGGCAUGGAGCAUGUCUAUGGGAUCCCUGAGCAUGCAGACAAUCUGAGGCUGAAGGUCACUGAGGGUGGGGAGCCAUAUCGCCUCUACAAUUUGGAUGUAUUCCAGUAUGAGCUGUACAACCCCAUGGCCUUGUAUGGGUCUGUGCCUGUGCUCCUGGCACACAACCCUCAUCGUGACUUGGGCAUCUUCUGGCUCAAUGCUGCAGAGACCUGGGUUGAUAUAUCCUCCAACACUGCUGGGAAGACCCUGUUUGGGAAGAUGAUGGACUACCUGCAGGGCUCUGGGGAGACCCCACAGACAGAUGUUCGCUGGAUGUCAGAAACUGGCAUCAUUGAUGUCUUCCUGCUGCUUGGGCCCUCCAUCUCUGAUGUUUUCCGGCAAUAUGCUAGUCUCACAGGAACCCAGGCGUUGCCCCCACUCUUCUCCCUCGGCUACCACCAGAGCCGUUGGAACUACCGGGACGAGACUGAUGUGCUGGAAGUGGAUCAGGGCUUUGAUGAACACAACCUGCCCUGCGAUGUCAUCUGGCUGGACAUUGAACAUGCUGAUGGCAAGCGGUAUUUCACCUGGGACCCCAGUCGCUUCCCUCAGCCCCGCACCAUGCUUGAGCGCUUGGCUUCUAAGAGGCGGAAGCUGGUGGCCAUCGUAGACCCCCACAUCAAGGUGGACUCCGGCUACCGAGUUCACGACGAGCUGCGGAACCUGGGGCUGUAUGUUAAAACCCGGGAUGGCUCUGACUAUGAGGGCUGGUGCUGGCCAGGCUCAGCUGGUUACCCUGACUUCACUAAUCCCACGAUGAGGGCCUGGUGGGCUAACAUGUUCAGCUAUGACAAUUAUGAGGGCUCAGCUCCCAACCUCUUUGUCUGGAAUGACAUGAACGAACCAUCUGUGUUCAAUGGUCCUGAGGUCACCAUGCUCAAGGAUGCCCAGCAUUAUGGGGGCUGGGAGCACCGGGAUGUGCAUAACAUCUAUGGCCUUUAUGUGCACAUGGCGACUGCUGAUGGGCUGAGACAGCGCUCUGGGGGCAUGGAACGCCCCUUUGUCCUGGCCAGGGCCUUCUUCGCUGGUUCCCAGCGCUUUGGAGCCGUUUGGACAGGGGACAACACUGCCGAGUGGGACCAUUUGAAGAUCUCUAUUCCUAUGUGUCUCAGCUUGGGGCUGGUGGGACUUUCCUUCUGUGGGGCGGAUGUGGGUGGCUUCUUCAAAAACCCAGAGCCAGAGCUGCUUGUGCGCUGGUACCAGAUGGGUGCCUACCAGCCAUUCUUCCGGGCACAUGCCCACUUGGACACUGGGCGGCGAGAGCCAUGGCUGUUACCAUCUCAGCACAAUGAUAUAAUCCGAGAUGCCUUGGGCCAGCGAUAUUCUUUGCUGCCUUUCUGGUACACCCUCUUCUAUCAGGCCCAUCGGGAAGGCAUUCCUGUCAUGAGGCCCCUGUGGGUGCAGUAUCCUCAGGAUGUGACCACCUUCAGUAUAGAUGAUCAGUACUUGCUUGGGGAUGCAUUGCUGGUUCACCCUGUAUCAGACUCUGGAGCCCAUGGUGUCCAGGUCUAUCUGCCUGGCCAAGGGGAGGUGUGGUACGACAUUCAAAGCUACCAGAAGCAUCAUGGUCCCCAGACCCUGUACCUGCCUGUAACUCUAAGCAGUAUCCCUGUGUUCCAGCGUGGAGGGACAAUCGUGCCUCGAUGGAUGCGAGUGCGGCGGUCUUCAGAAUGUAUGAAGGAUGACCCAAUCACUCUCUUUGUUGCGCUUAGUCCUCAGGGUACAGCUCAAGGAGAGCUCUUUCUGGAUGAUGGGCACACGUUCAACUAUCAGACUCGCCAAGAGUUCCUGCUGCGUCGGUUCUUAUUCUCUGGCAACACCCUUGUCUCUAGCUCAGCAGACCCUGAAGGACACUUUGAGACACCAAUCUGGAUUGAGCGGGUGGUGAUAAUAGGGGCUGGAAAGCCAGCAGCUGUGGUACUCCAGACAAAAGGAUCUCCAGAAAGCCGCCUGUCCUUCCAGCAUGACCCUGAGACCUCUGUGUUGGUCCUGCGCAAGCCUGGCAUCAAUGUGGCAUCUGAUUGGAGUAUUCACCUGCGAUAACCCAAGGGAUGUUCUUGGUUAGGGGGAGGGAAGGGGAGCAGUAGUGCUGAGAGAUAUUCUUUCUUCUGCCUUGGAGUUCGGCCCUCCCCAGACUUAACUUAUGCUAGUCUAAGACCCAGAUUCUGUCAACAUUUGGGCAAGAUGAGAGGGCUGACCAUGGGCUCCAAAUUCCUCUUGUGAUCUCCUCACCUCUCCCACUCUGUUGAUACCAACCCUUUCCCUUCAUUCCCCCAACAUCCUGUUGCUCUAACUGGAGCACAUUCACUUAUGAAGACCGAGAAACCACAGGGCCCUUGUCGCCCCUUCUCUUUCCCUUAUUUAGGAGCCCUGAACUCCCCCAAACUCUAUCCAUUCAUGCCUCUUGUAUGUUGAUGCCAUUUCUUGGAAGAAGAUGAGGGCAAUGAGUUAGGGCUCCUUUUCCCCUUCCCUCCCACCAGAUUGCUCUCCCUCCUUUCAUUUCUUCCUUCAGGCUCUACUCUAAUGUCAGCCCUCCCCUUUUUAUGCCCCACCAAUACACUGGGACCACCCCUUACCUGGGACAGGGAUGAAUGGUUCAAAGGAGUGAGGAUGCUAAAGAUCAUUCUUUUCACUCUCAUUCUCUCCUUUUCCUCUCCCUGAUUCCUUGUAGAGCUGCUGCAGUUCUGAGAGGGGCAGUUCUACCUCCUCUGUCACUUGGCAGAAAGAAGUUUCCACAUCUCUUAGGGAUGGGCAUUAAACUUCUUUUGCCCCCUUCUUGUCCUCUUUGAGGGGCAUUUAAGAUGGAGAAAUCAGUUGUGGUUUCAUUGAAUCAUGGUCACCUGUAUUUAUUGCUGGGAGAAGCCUGAGGGUGGGGGGAGAUGAUCAUGUGUGCCCGGGGUUGGCUGGAAGCCCUGGGUUGGGGGUUGGGGGAGGAGUAAUAGGGGAGUCAGGGUGAAAAUUUCUGGGUAUUUUUUUUACUUCCUCUUGGUUCCCAGCUGUGACACGUUUUGAUAAAAGGAGAAACAAUAAAGGGAUAAACCAUAAA